Molecule: messenger RNA, 651 nt
Organism: Laccaria bicolor S238N-H82
Lineage: Eukaryota; Fungi; Basidiomycota; Agaricomycetes; Agaricales; Hydnangiaceae
Exons: 1
Coding region: 1-651 (216 amino acids)
Source: RefSeq, a predicted model, not a curated record
AUGCAGGCUAGGUGGGCCACCCUCGCUGACCUCGUUGAGGGGGUGAUUCCGAAAGCCAGGCGACUGGAGGAUGUAGCUGAGGCAUCCACACCACCUCCUGAACGCCCCGCCCCACCAUCAUCCAUACCUCCACAGUCAGAGAGGGGGAUGUCUGUUGGCGACUCCCCGCCGGCGACCACGUUGGAGCCCCCGGCGGAGGGCACAGAGGCCACUGAUGGACAGGUGGACGUCGAGAUGUUGGACGUGGAUCCGGAGGGGGAGGCUGAGGGUGAGGCUAAGGGGGAUGCUGAGGGUGAGGGUGAGGGUGAGGGUGAGGGUGAGGGUGAGGGUGAGGGUGAGGCGGAGCAUGAGGGGGAGCCUGGUGUGGAUGCGGCAGCAUCACCGAAGGAGACUGAGGUGACUCCCGCCGCCGUUGAGGUGCCUGUUGAUACCACGGCCAAUGAACCCGCAAGCCCUCAAGACACAUCGAAUCCCAAGCGAAAGCUUGAUGAUGACGCGGAGGAUGCCCCUGUCGAAAAGAAGAAGAAGAAGGCCGCCGCCACCAAGAAGAAAGCUCCCGCACGUCGUAAAGGUCGGUCCAGGCCCGCGGACGCUGAUGCCACGCCCCCACAAGACGUAGAUGAGGAGGGAGAACAGGUUGAAGGGGAGUAA